AUGUCAACAACAGAGAACACAACAACUGCUAUCGUUCAUGAAGCCAUAAAUGAAGAAUAUGAGUACAUACAGUAUAACAAACAACUCCGUCUCAUUCGUUCGGUCAAAGACGAUAUGUACCAAAUGCAAAGUAUUUUGACAGCAUGUUUUGCACCAGAUACUAAGCUUCCUAAAGACUGGUUUAGGAACCAAAGCACACAAGAACUUUUGAGCGAAGCACAGCGAGACAUACUUUUUUCUGAAAACAGUGAAGAACAGCGAGUAGGUAAAAAAACCCAGUCGCCAAAACUCUAUGAAAAUCGUGA
Molecule: messenger RNA, 305 nt
Organism: Trichomonas vaginalis G3
Lineage: Eukaryota; Parabasalia; Trichomonadida; Trichomonadidae
Product: KilA, N-terminal/APSES-type HTH, DNA-binding family
Exons: 1
Source: RefSeq, a predicted model, not a curated record